Molecule: messenger RNA, 959 nt
Organism: Vitrella brassicaformis
Lineage: Eukaryota; Vitrellaceae
Source: the annotation of a GenBank genome assembly
CGACACUCACACCAGCGGAGAGACACGCAGUCAUGAACACUAUGAGCGCCUUCUUUCUCUUUGGCUUCGUUCUCCCUGGUCGGGCAGUUGAAAGAUCACGACUCAAGCGCACUCUGGUUGGAUGUUUCCUGUAUGCGCGUAGAAUCUACAAGAUCGGCUCUUCCCUCGAGGAUAUCGGAAAUGACGCCACAAUCGUUCAUCAGAUCAACCAAAUGAUUGAGAUCAACGUAAGUCGGGCGGGUCAGCGGAAGGGCGAACACGGAUCCAUCCAUGGCGUUCGCUGUGCUGCAUGCAGGAGGUGCGCAUCCCGUCAGAGUAAGCAGCUGCAGCGAGUGGCAUGCGUUCUUGUUUGCUUGGUCUGCCGCUGCUGCAGGUUCCGCUUACCUUUUGUCCUGUCUCGCGUGAUGUGGACCAGGAGAUCGUCCAGCCCGUCCUGACCGUAUGGCGAACGUUGGGGAAGAACAUGACGGAUGCGCACCACACCGAGGCACAGCCCUGCCGUGGCCUACCAUUUCCAGAACCCGGUAUCUAUAUCAGCCGCCAGGACACAAGAGAACGGCCAACACCACACGGAAUUGGAUGUGUUUUCUCAGAGGAUGUGUUCGCUGCCCGGAAGGGAAUUGUGCAGGAGGCCCGCCGGAUCGUGGCCGAGGCAGGCUACGAGCUCUCGGCCCAGAACGUCAUGACAGUGAUUGGUAAGCUCCGAAAGCAUGCCAUGAUGUUUUUCUGCCGCCACACACUCGGCAUUCUGUGACGCUGACGCUGCAGUACCACGACCUCGUGUGGGAGGUACACAUACGGCACGCCCGUCUGCUGUCGCCCAUGGUAUUUUGUCUGUCUUUACCUCUCAGAUGGAAGAGGUGGGAGAGGCGCUCGACCGUCUGCAGAAGAAUGAGUACUAAUCCACGAGGCGCAUCGCAGCACGGCUGAAGCUGAAGAGGGGGCAACAGCAGAGUGUG